GACUGUUAGCUCUCUCUCUCUCUCUCUCUCUCUCUCUCUCUCUCUUCUCAUUUGUGGCCGGCUAAGCAGUUAAUCACUCUGUGUCCUCUGGGUGUGUGUGAGCUUGGAGAAAGCCAUGGCAGUGGGAAUAGUAUCAACGAGCACUGAAGGUGGGCAGUACAAUGGCAGGAUGACAUCGUUUGUUGUGUUAUCUUGCAUGAUGGCUGCCAUGGGAGGAGUCAUCUUCGGCUAUGAUAUUGGAAUUUCAGGUGGAGUGACAUCCAUGGAGCCAUUUCUGAAGAAAUUUUUCCCAAAGGUGUAUACUAAGAUGAAAGAAGACACCCAACUCAGCAACUACUGCAAAUUUGACAGCCAACUGUUGACAUCAUUCACAUCUUCACUCUAUAUUGCUGGUCUUGUUGCUUCAUUCUUUGCCUCAUGGACUACAAGUGCCUUUGGGCGUAAGCCAUCAAUCCUUGCCGGAGGAGCUGCAUUCCUCGCCGGUGCGGCACUCGGAGGUGCAGCUGUUAAUGUCUACAUGCUGAUAUUUGGCCGUGUCUUACUAGGAGUUGGGGUUGGCUUUGCAAAUCAGGCUGUUCCAUUGUACCUCUCAGAAAUGGCGCCACCAAAUUUCAGAGGAGCAAUCAACAAUGGCUUCCAACUUAGCGUUGGAAUUGGGAUUUUAAUAGCCAACCUCAUCAACUAUGGCACCGAGAAGAUAGAAGGCGGUUGGGGAUGGCGGAUUUCCCUCUCUCUAGCUGCAGUUCCAGCCGCAAUUCUCACUCUCGGCGCAAUUUUCCUGCCCGAAACACCCAACAGCCUAAUUCAGCGAAGAAACGAUCAUGACAAGGCCAAGCAGAUGCUGCAACGAAUACGAGGCACCGAAAAUGUCCAAGCAGAACUGGAUGAUCUCAUCAGAGCAAGUGAAAUUUCAAAAACCAUCAAACACCCUUUCAAGAAAAUCUUACAAAGAAAGUAUAGGCCUCAACUAGUAAUGGCAAUAGCAAUACCAUUCUUUCAACAAGUAACAGGAAUCAAUGUUAUCGCCUUCUAUGCUCCAUUACUUUUCAGGACAAUCGGGUUAGGAGAAAGUGCUUCACUCAUGUCUGCAGUGGUGACAGGGGCUGUUGGUAUAGGAACAACCUUCAUAUCAAUGCUGAUAGUCGACAAAGUCGGGAGAAGAGGAUUGUUAACAGUAGGUGGAAUUCAAAUGCUUGUAUCACAGAUGAUGGUGGGAGCAAUAUUGGCUGCUAAACUGGGUGAUCAUGGUGGUGUGAGUAGAGGGUAUGCUUUUGGGGUUUUGAUCUUGAUUUGUGCUUAUGUUGCUGGUUUUGGUCUGUCAUGGGGGCCAUUGGGAUGGUUGAUUCCAAGUGAAAUUUUUCCACUGGAAAUAAGAUCAGCAGGACAGAGUAUCACAGUGGGGGUGAAUUUUCUCUUCACUUUCAUUGUUGCUCAGACUUUUUUGGCAAUGCUCUGUCACUUCAAGUCUGGGAUUUUCUUCUUCUUUGCAGGGUGGGUGGUGGUGAUGACAGGGUUUAUCUAUAUGUUGCUUCCAGAGACUAAGAAUGUGCCAAUUGAACAGAUGGAGAGAGUCUGGAGGGAACACUGGUUUUGGAAGAGAGUUGUUGGGGAAAAGCAUGGGGUAUUGAAGUGAAUGCUAAAGUUGGAGGAGAAUGAGAUUGUGUAGAAAUGGAGUUCUGGCUCCAUCAUUGGACUGUGAAAUGGAUAAUAUCAAAAAUACCCUGUUUGUGCACCCUAAUAUAAAAAAUACCCUGAUUCAAGACAUCAAUUUGCUGUAUGUAGUCCAUGAAAUUGGAGGAAUAGAUGUCAUAAUCGGAGGUUGGAACAAAUAAACAUUUGGUUGUGAAUUCUGAUGUGACAAGCACAUAUCUGCCCAAACAAAUCAAUAGAUUGUGUAGCACACUCCCAUAAUCCAUCUUCUAUCCAGAGAAUUCCCUUCAACUAUUCAUUUGAAGGGAAAUAAUAUCCAAAAGCAUUUUUAUUGUUUUCAAUAAUCCCGAGUUGUAGCAAUGAAAUAGUAUUGUUUUGUCCCCAAGUGG
Molecule: messenger RNA, 2039 nt
Organism: Ilex paraguariensis (yerba mate)
Lineage: Eukaryota; Viridiplantae; Streptophyta; Magnoliopsida; Aquifoliales; Aquifoliaceae
Source: the annotation of a GenBank genome assembly